This is a messenger RNA of Lathyrus oleraceus (garden pea), 1137 nucleotides long. RefSeq names its product 60S ribosomal protein L8-3. Gene Ontology annotation, biological process: cytoplasmic translation. NCBI's taxonomy places the organism in Eukaryota, Viridiplantae, Streptophyta, Magnoliopsida, Fabales, Fabaceae. The transcript has 2 exons. Gene Ontology annotation, molecular function: structural constituent of ribosome; RNA binding. The record is from RefSeq and is a predicted model, not a curated record. The coding region runs from base 189 to 965 and encodes 258 amino acids. Gene Ontology annotation, cellular component: ribosome; cytosolic large ribosomal subunit.
UCGUUGGGUAACAGAUAAAAUUCUCAAUCACCACACCUAAAUUCCAUAAAACCCAUGGGCUUACCCGAAUAAAACCCAACAAAAAAGAGCGCGUACUAUAUAUUAUAACCAAAACCCUAGUUACUCUUCACCCAUUUCCUCCUCCAUUUUCGCCGCACGGUAGAUAGAGUCCUCGGAGGUUAGUCGGAAUGGGUAGGGUUAUCAGAGCACAACGUAAGGGUGCGGGAUCAAUCUUCAAAUCCCACACCCACCACCGCAAAGGACCCGCAAGAUUCCGCAGUCUCGAUUUCGGUGAAAGAAACGGUUAUCUCAAGGGAGUAAUCACCGACAUCAUCCACGACCCCGGUCGCGGUGCACCUCUUGCCAAGGUCACUUUCCGUCACCCAUUCCGGUAUAAGAAACAGAACGAGCUUUUUGUUUCUGCUGAAGGACUCUACACUGGACAGUUUAUUUAUUGCGGGAAGAAAGCUACUCUUGUUGUUGGUAAUGUUUUGCCUGUUAGGUCUAUUCCUGAAGGAGCUGUUAUUUGUAACGUUGAACACCAUGUUGGUGAUCGCGGUGCUUUCGCUAGAUGUUCUGGUGAUUAUGCUAUUGUUAUUAGUCAUAAUCCUGAUAAUGAUACAUCUAGGGUUAAGCUUCCAUCUGGGGCAAAAAAGAUUAUUCCAAGUGGUUGCAGGGCUAUGAUUGGCCAAGUUGCUGGUGGAGGAAGAACAGAGAAGCCACUUCUUAAGGCCGGUAAUGCUUACCACAAAUUUAGAGUAAAGAGGAAUUGUUGGCCUAAGGUUCGUGGUGUGGCUAUGAAUCCAGUUGAACAUCCUCAUGGAGGAGGUAACCACCAGCAUAUUGGACAUGCUAGUACUGUUAGACGUGAUGCUCCUCCCGGGCAGAAGGUUGGUCUUAUUGCUGCUAAGAGAACUGGUCGACUUAGGGGGCAGGCUGCCGCUACUGCUUCUAAGGCUGACUGAUAUAAUUUAAGAGAUUUUUAGGGUUUUGUUUGGGUGUUAGAUUUUGAAUUUUUGGUAGUUUUUCUGUUUGUUUGUUCUAAAUUGGUUGGGUAUUGUUUUCAGAACCUUUUGCCCUUUUUUAUUUAUAAGAAACUUAUAAAUGACAGUGGAUUAUAGUUAUUUUCAAUCCUUC